GGGAACGACUUGUGGUAUGUUUCAAAGAUACACCAUUGCUGGUGAUAUUCCACGCCAAGCGACCAACGUUGGUGUCAAGAGGUUCGAGUUUAUUAAGUGCUCAAGGAAUAAUGAGAGGACCAUCCUGGCACGAUCCUGAUGACAUAGGCGCUUUUUUAAAUCAGCCUGAUCCUAAAGCCAUUUCGAUAACUUUUGCGAGACAUUUUGCGAAAGGCGCAUUACUGAGUUUGAUAUGGGAAGAUGGCCAAAUAUCAUUUUUACCAUUUUAUUUUCGUCCAACUGGAAAAUAA
Messenger RNA from Acaulospora morrowiae, 290 nucleotides. Lineage: Eukaryota; Fungi; Glomeromycota; Glomeromycetes; Diversisporales; Acaulosporaceae. The record is from the annotation of a GenBank genome assembly.